AUGGCCAAGCGAGUCCGCGAACCAUCUCUGUCUAUACACGGCUCUACCCCUGAGGACGCGCCCAGUGCUACUGUCGAGGAGGCGGGUCAUACGCCCAAGUAUGUCGAGCUGGAGGAGGCGGCGCUCACACGAACAGAGUCAGUCUUCCGAUGCCUAUUGCCACCGCACAAGGCGAUGAGCUUUCCAACGUAUUCGGAUUACGAAUCUCACUACAACGCUUCACACACCAAUCGUUGCAAGCAAUGCCGUAGGAACUUCCCAACAUCGCACUUCCUGCAGCUACACUUGAGCGAGAACCACGACCCCAUCAUCGCCGUCAAGCGCGAGAGGGGUGACAAAACCUUUGCCUGCUUCUUGGAAGACUGCGACAAGGUCUGCAUCGACUGGAAAAAGCGAAGAAGUCAUUUGGUCGAUAAACAUCAUUAUCCGAAGAACUACGAUUUUCUAGUCGUCAACAAUGGGAUUGACGGGAAGUGGACUAUGCUCAGGCGUGGCAUCGACUCAGAUGGCCAUCGAAAAAGCAGCCGCGCACGGAGGGCGAGCUCCGCCACGCAGGCCACUCAGAUGACAGACGAUACAAGCGCUAGCCAAGAGACUGAGGAGACUGUUCCAGACGAGCUGCCAAUGAAACAGCGCUCCAUGGAUGUAGCGAAAGCACGAGAUGAAGAUCCCGCCCUCGAAGCUGUGAUGAAGUCAAUGUCAUCGUUGCAGUUCGUACCACGAAGCGUCACCUUUGGCAAGCGGAAAGGCAAGUCUGGCUUUGCUAAGAGCUGAUUUUUACAUGCCUCAGCCUAUGCGAAGUGGAAGAUUCGGCAUUGGUGAAGGUAACAAUGGCAGAGUUGGACUUGAGGCAGGGCCUCGGCGAAGCAUUCGAACGACUCGACCAAGCAGGGAGAUUGAACAGAAAGUCGUCUCCAAUAACCAGACAAGACCAUCAACCUUACCCGACCAGUCCCAUUGGCGCUACUAUGACGCUAUCUGUGGUCGAAGCAAUACACUUUCCGCCUCUCCCCGAGAGACGUCCAUCGAAGACUUGGCGCGAAUACUUGCGCGAUUGCGCGAUUGCAGGAUGUGCUGCACUUGGCGAACAUCUACUUGUCACACUCAAGCAGACUCCUGGCUAUGGUUUACAGGAUGAGGAAGGUCUUGCGAGCACGUACAGCUGAGCAUGUGAUAUUGCGCUCGCUACAUAGCACUUGCGUAAAUCCUGCAUUCACAAGCCUCUCCGAGCCGGGUGGAGAUGAUGAGGGCAUGGACUGGGAAGUGCGGCAAAGGCAUCGGCCUCUGGUUUCGAGAUGCGUUGCAGAAGAGGUAUACGUGACAACGUGGGUACCUUCGACAGACGGCUUCGCAUUGUUCGCAGCCUGCAUUUCAUUUACAUACGUCCGGUAGUCAAGAAGCCGGCCGCUCCUACGACACCUAUGGAGAAUUCCUCGGCUCCAGGGUGGCUUCCAAUACAAGCACAUCCACAUCUGCCCUUCGCAUUCGCGACCACCAUGCUCGACUACCUACUACGGGUUUCAUCCAAAAGCACAUCGGCGCACGUUGCAAAUCUCGCUCUUUCAGUUCGAAGACAUGCGGCAAGACCGCCAUCCAUGACAAGCUUCACUUUACUUGUCCAACUAGCGAGCGACUACAACAUCCCAAGCCACUCAGAAUGAUCACAACUGUAGCGAGAUGGAAACGACGCUAGCUCAUGCAGAUGCCUCGCGAAUAAUCUUGAGCAUCGCAUCACCCUUCGGCGCCGUCGUGACAUUCUCAUAACCGUGCUUCGUGACUAAGAUAUCGUCUUCGAUGCGCACACCCCCGACUUGCAUAUAUCUCUCGAGUACCUUCAGAUCAAUAUGUUUCAGAUGCUUUGGAUCAUUAAGAAAGAAAUUGUCGAGUAAGAACUUGUUGAAGUAGAUCCCCGGUUCCACCGUAAUGACCAUUCCCGGUUCCAGCAAUGGGGCAUCUACAGCAUGCAGCAAAGGACUGAGCGCUCCUUCUUCACUCAUGGCUAAUAUAGUUUCCAGUGCUGCUUCAUCAAAUUGGGGUGCCCAUUCUGGCUUCCAGGACGUGAAUGCCGUUUUGAGACUUUCCAGCUUCUGGGCACGUACCAUGCUCGCGUCUGCGAGUGGCGGAGGUGAAUCGGGCGAAACAUCAUGUACUUCCAGCCCGACAUGAUGGCCCAAUCCGUGCGGCAGAAAUGCCUGCGACGUCCCCGCUGCGUAGAUGGUGGCCACUGAACCACCCACGAGGAUGCCGAGCUCCAAGAGUCCUUCAAUCACCAGCUCAUGGGCAUACCAGAACGUCUUCACGAACUGGUUGCCAGGAAGCACUUGCUUGAUGCAGGCCUCCUGUAUCUUCUCCACGAGCUUGUAGAUGUUCUCCGCUUCCUUUGAGGGCCAGUAGCCGAGAUGCUUGGCAUUUAGAGGAAGAGUGCGAGUCACAUCUGCAGCAUAUCUGCCGGCCUCGCAGCCAGCAUCCACAACGAUAGUCUGUCCAUUGCCGAAUGCUGCUGAGUUCCGGGAGUAGUGCAAUUCGGCUGCGUUGGGCCCAGCGCCAACUAUAGGGUCGUAGGCUUGCGUCUUCGCAUUC
This is a messenger RNA of Sphaerulina musiva SO2202, 2580 nucleotides long. RefSeq lists its product as uncharacterized. The record is from RefSeq and is a predicted model, not a curated record. The transcript has a single exon. Lineage: Eukaryota; Fungi; Ascomycota; Dothideomycetes; Mycosphaerellales; Mycosphaerellaceae. The coding region runs from base 1 to 774 and encodes 257 amino acids.